Messenger RNA from Chionomys nivalis (European snow vole), 464 nucleotides. RefSeq names its product zona pellucida sperm-binding protein 3-like. NCBI's taxonomy places the organism in Eukaryota, Metazoa, Chordata, Mammalia, Rodentia, Cricetidae. Gene Ontology annotation, cellular component: extracellular matrix. Gene Ontology annotation, molecular function: acrosin binding. The transcript has 3 exons. The record is from RefSeq and is a predicted model, not a curated record. Bases 24 to 464 code for a protein of 146 amino acids. Gene Ontology annotation, biological process: binding of sperm to zona pellucida; positive regulation of acrosome reaction; egg coat formation.
CCAGCCUUAAUUCAGGCAGCACCAUGGGGCCUAGCUACCGCUAUCCUCUCUUCCUCUGCCUCGUGCUGUGCGGGGGCACGGAGCUGUGCUGUGCCCUGCCUCAGUGGCUCUUGCCCGGUGGAACUGUGAACCCAGUGACGCCUCCAUCAUCCGUGGAGGUGGAGUGUCUGGAAGCUGAGCUCGUGGUGACCGUCAAUAGAGACCUUUUUGGCACCGGGAAACUCGUAGAGCCUGGGCACCUCACCCUUGGCUCAGAAAGCUGUCAGCCUCUGGUUUCCGUGGAUACCGAUGUGGUCAGGUUCAAGGCCCAGUUGCACGAAUGCAGCAGCAGGGUGCAGGUGACAGAAGAUGCCCUGGUCUACAAAACCAUCCUGAUGAACGAUCCCCGCCCUGUGGGCGGCCUGUCCACCCUGAGAACUAACCAAGCGGAGGUGCCCCUUGAAUGCUGCUACCUCCAGCUCUGA